AUGCGAUGGCCCAGUCUCUGGGCCUCGUACCCGUCACAACAAGAUGAAGUCAGUAAAGAACUCGGCACAAAUACCAGCCAAACACCGGGAGAAGCCCUCGACAGCUUCCUCUCGACCUCCAAAUCUGCAUCGACCCUCCCACCCUCCCGAAAAUCCACAGACUGGUCCUCUUUCCUCACCACCACUCCCUCACAGCUCUUCUUUGCCCGAGAGAAUAUUCUUCCGACUGCCGUCCUCACUGGCACCUGCCUCGCCUUCUACGCAUUCUACCGCAGCUAUUUACGCCGCAUCCCUGUUGCAGGGAACAUCAGUCCUGGUUUCUUUCGAAAGAGGAGUCUUGUGGGACGUGUGACGAGCGUGGGGGAUGGGGAUAAUUUUCGAGUCUUCCAUACGCCCGGCGGCAGAUUGGCAGGAUGGGGCUGGUUGCCGUGGAGGAGGGUGCCGAAAGAGAAAAAGGAAUUAAAGAACAAAACGAUACAUAUUCGACUUGCUGGAGUCGAUGCGCCAGAGCUUGCGCACUUCGGCAGACCACCGCAGCCGUUCUCACAAGAAGCGCUGACUUGGUUGACGGACUACGUUCUCAAUCGCAGAAUCCGAGCUUACGUCUACAAACGCGACCAAUAUGAUCGCGUCGUCGCCACUGUUUAUAUAUGGAAGGGCUUGCUUCGGAGAGACGUUGGCCUUCAGAUGCUCAGGGCCGGGUUAGCUACAGUUUAUGAGGCGAAAUCCGGCGCGGAGUUUGGGGUUGGUCUAGAGGAGAAAUAUCGCAAGGCCGAGUGGUGGGCUAAGCUGAGGAAGAAAGGAAUGUGGGCUGCUACUAAGAAGAACUUUGAGAGCCCAAGGGAAUACAAGACGAGACAUGGAAGCGAGACAACGGUGGAGGCUGCCAAAGGAAAGUGA
Endocarpon pusillum Z07020 is the source of this 900-nucleotide messenger RNA. RefSeq lists its product as uncharacterized. NCBI's taxonomy places the organism in Eukaryota, Fungi, Ascomycota, Eurotiomycetes, Verrucariales, Verrucariaceae. The record is from RefSeq and is a predicted model, not a curated record. Bases 1 to 900 code for a protein of 299 amino acids. The transcript has 2 exons. Gene Ontology annotation, cellular component: cytoplasm; mitochondrion.